AUGGCGCGCGACGAAGACAAGCCAAUUGGAAUGAUCAACCCUGCGACUGACGACAAUGCCGAUACCACUGUGGAAAAUGGAAAACCGACUACACGUACUGCCAACCACGAUGAUCCGGUCGAGGAGCGCGCAUCUGCAGGAGACGCUGCACCAAAUCCCAAAAACGACGGUAAGAUGACCAUUGCGCCGCCGGGCUCAUCGAGCACUCCCUCAGAUCUGGAGAAGUUACAUAUCCUCCUGACCUACUCUACUCUUCUGGCCCUCACGAGAGACGCUUCACGGCCAGUCGUCGACCUGAACAUGGAAGCUCAAGUUCGACAGCUAGAUGCAUUCCUAGCUGGAGAUGUCACUGAAGACGGUGUCGCGAUACACUGGUCUGCCAGAAGUCAGGGUGCUGAACGACUUUCGCGUUAUGAAAAGUUAUGCAACGAACUCGUCCCCAACCUGAUCGUUGCGAUCGAGAAACAGUCGCAAGUCAACCUGAACACGGAGCCAAAGAAUCGUGUCAAUGGCGAAAAAAAUUCCGAGCACCGAUCUUUCUAUGAGCUCUUUCUAACACCAAACCUGGUGACCAUGUACGGAAAGCUGAUUGAGAAGAUGAGGAAGAAGGAUAUGAGCAUGAACCCUGAUUUCGAUCCUUGGACGGACGCGGUGAAGUAUGGCAAGCUAAUACAGCUUUUCAAAACCAUCUAUGACCAUCAGUACGACUUUACAAAUUGGCAGCACACGCGACCCGAGCCGGUCUUCAACCAGACGCCUCGCCGGGAAGCCGAGGAGUUCAUGCGCGUGAUGGACAAUCGUGAUCAGAUCCGAGUUUAUCACUGUAUCGUCACUCCACUCGGGAAAGUCUUUUCACAGUUGGACGCUAUUCCUGAGAUCGCAAUCAAGUAUAGCCACGAACAACUUGCGAAGAUGUGGCGCAACAAGACGCGUCCGAAGUAUCUGAUCCCCGACCCUGCCUUCGUCACAAUUCCCGCCAAGCAAAAAGACAAGACCUGGGCGAAUCCUGAUGGUGUUGGCAAAGUCUGGACGCGCGGGAAUCUGAGUUGGUCGACCAUUUUCAAGUUUAUGGUCUUCGACAAGGCAACGAACGCAUACAUCCACGACCAUGUCGUUGACAUUGAUGUCUUGGACCAGAUCAAUCUCAACGACGAGACUUGGGUGAACCGAUAUCGGAAGAAGAUAUCUCAGUGGCGCAGCCGUGCGACCGGAGAAUCGACAAAAGUCCACGAUCAAUGGGAUGAUGAAGAGCGUGUCUUGGUGUACCAUUUCUCAAACAACUGGGUCAUGGAGAAUGGUAUCGACAAGUUUGUUCCUCGGAUAUGGGAUGGCGAGAAGCACAGUCUCAUGGCUGCCGUGAACAAGGCUGGCCGUGUGCGCACGGCAGAGUCGGUUUGUGCUUGGGCGAAGAGGCAGAUGACCGACAAGCCAAACGAGCCUCUGGGUUUGCUUUACGCUGAAGGCCAGAGAAUUGCUACACGUGUUGACGCUGGCGAAAUCGUUCCGGACGACGAGCGUUACCCGGAUGAAGCUAUCGAUAUCGCUAGCUUCCUGCCCAAAUCACAGCCUAGGAAGUCUUCCAUCCUCAAGCAACCCAAUAUCGAUCACUAUCAGAAGCGGAAGCGUGAAUCUGAUGCGUCCGAUUCUCUUGAUAAAUUGAUGAGCGACUCUAGUAACUUCAACCUCGACGGCGACUCCGACCAGGAUGUCGAUCUAGCGAUGCAGACCACCGAUGGCAACUUUCAUGACGACGAUCCGCCUCCUUCUCCACCCAGACUCAGCAAGCGACCAAAGCUCACCACUCAAGAUAAGAAGGAUAUAAGUAGAGAUGACGAAGAGCAAAAAGCCAGCUUCGCAAGCUGA
Molecule: messenger RNA, 1863 nt
Organism: Alternaria burnsii
Lineage: Eukaryota; Fungi; Ascomycota; Dothideomycetes; Pleosporales; Pleosporaceae
Exons: 2
Coding region: 1-1863 (620 amino acids)
Source: RefSeq, a predicted model, not a curated record